Messenger RNA from Euleptes europaea (tarantolino), 1260 nucleotides. RefSeq names its product olfactomedin 4 (gene OLFM4). Gene Ontology annotation, biological process: signal transduction. The transcript has 4 exons. Lineage: Eukaryota; Metazoa; Chordata; Lepidosauria; Squamata; Sphaerodactylidae. The record is from RefSeq and is a predicted model, not a curated record. Bases 157 to 1260 code for a protein of 367 amino acids.
ACCACGUUCCCUGUGCAGAAGUUGGAGAGGCUGGAGAUUCUAGCCCAAACGCUCUCCGUGAAGUUCGACCAGGAGCUCUCUAAAGUCAGCAAGUAUACCAAAGCCAUCGAAAUCUAUGAGCAAAAGAUCCUGAACCUAACUCUUAAGGUCGAGGCCAUGGAGAAGACCAGCAUUUCUUACACUGAGCUGGACUUUCAGUUGGUGAAACUUGAAAUCGCUGAAAUGGAUAAACUGGUCACCCAGCUGAAGAGCACGCUAACCGGGAGCAACGUGAUUGUCGAGCAGCUGUACGAAGAGAUUAAGAAUAUGAGCCUCAUGGUGAAUGCACUGGAAACCCUGGACAAGCACAACAUCCUGGCAAUCCGCCGAGAAAUCGUGGCUCUCCAGAGUAAACUGAAGGAGUGUGAAAGGGACAAAAACCAGACCGGCAACAGCAUUCCCUACUUCCCCCCUGGAAGCUGCAAUCAUGGUGGAAUCCUGAACAUCAGCCAGCCCUAUGUGAUUCAGCUGAACUGGAGAGGAUUUGCCUACAAAUAUGGAGCCUGGGGAAGGGAUUACUCUCCCCUUUACCCCGAGAAAGAUCUCUUCUGGGUUGCUCCACUGAAUACUGAUGGGAGAUACAUGGAAUAUUAUAGACUUCACCGUUCCUAUGACGAUUUGCUGCUCUACAAAAACGCAAAGGAUUAUCGAAUCCAGUACGGAGAAGGGAGUGGUACAGCCGUCUACAAAAAUUACAUGUAUUUUAACUCACAUAGUUCAAGAGAUAUGAGUAAGCUGGAUUUAAACACAAACACUGUUGUGCUGAAAAAAACUCUUCCGGGGGCUGCCUAUAACAAUCGGUUCUCCUACGCGGGCGUAUCCUGGCAAGAUAUGGAUUUUGCCGUGGAUGAGGAUGGGCUGUGGGUGAUUUACUCCACAGAAGCCAGCACCGGUAACAUUGUGAUCAGCAGACUCAACGAGACAACUCUGGAAGUGCUCAAUACGUGGCAAACAAAACAGUACAAGCCGUCCGUAUCGAGCGCUUUCAUUGUGUGUGGGGUGCUGUACGCCACGAGGACAGUCAAUACCAGGAAAGAGGAAAUCUUUUACACUUACGACACAAACACAGGGGAAGAAGGCAGGAUGAGCAUCAUUAUAGAUAAAGUGAUGGAAACAAUUCAGAGCAUUAACUACAGCCCCGGCGAUCAGAAACUGUACGUGUACAACGACGGCUACCUUCUGUCGUAUAAUCUAUUUUUCCAGCCUCAUCGGCUGUUAUAA